Perca fluviatilis (European perch) is the source of this 2643-nucleotide messenger RNA. RefSeq names its product solute carrier family 10 member 2 (gene slc10a2). NCBI's taxonomy places the organism in Eukaryota, Metazoa, Chordata, Actinopteri, Perciformes, Percidae. The coding region runs from base 34 to 1158 and encodes 374 amino acids. The record is from RefSeq and is a predicted model, not a curated record. Gene Ontology annotation, molecular function: bile acid:sodium symporter activity. Gene Ontology annotation, biological process: bile acid and bile salt transport. Gene Ontology annotation, cellular component: apical plasma membrane. The transcript is spliced from 6 exons.
UUAUCCUCUUCUUCUACCGUUGCAUUGUCCAAAAUGCCCAUGUUAAAGGCCACAACUGUGCCUGCUGCCUGCGCCCCUCUCUCCACAGUGUGCUCGGGCGAAAACUGUCUCGUUCCUCCCGGCAACUUCAACGAGACACUGGGCCUGGUACUGAGCACUGUACUCACUGUGAUGCUCGCUAUGGUCAUGUUCUCCAUGGGCUGCACCGUGGAGGUCAAAAAGCUGUGGGGCCACAUCAAGAGACCCUGGGGCAUCCUCAUUGGCUUCCUGUGCCAGUUUGGAAUCAUGCCUUUCACAGCCUUCGCCCUGUCGCUGGCCUUCGGUGUGCUGCCAGUGCAGGCUGUUGUCAUUAUCAUUAUGGGCUGCUGUCCUGGAGGCACCGGCUCCAACAUCAUCUGCUACUGGCUGGAUGGAGACAUGGACCUAAGUAUCAGUAUGACAGCCUGCUCCUCUAUCCUGGCCUUGGGGAUGAUGCCUCUCUGCCUGCUCAUUUACACCACCACCUGGACUUCCUCCGACACCAUCGAGAUCCCAUAUGACAGCAUUGGUAUCACUCUGGUGGCCCUUCUUAUCCCAAUUGGUGCUGGGAUUUUGGUUAAACGCAGGUGGCCCCACCUAGCAAAAAAGAUCCUCAAGGUAGGGUCCAUUGCAGGCUUCGCUCUCAUUGUCAUCAUAGCUGUGGUUGGAGGAAUUCUCUACCAGUCCUCCUGGAACAUUGCUCCCUCCCUGUGGAUUAUUGGAACUGUCUUCCCCUUCAUUGGUUUCGGCCUGGGGUUCUUCUCAGCCCGCUUUGCGGGUCAACCCUGGUACAGAUGUCGAACCAUCGCAUUGGAGACGGGUUUCCAGAACUCGCAGCUGUGCAGUACCAUUGUCCAGCUGUCCUUCAGCCCUGCUGAGUUGGAAGUCAUGUUCGCAUUCCCGCUCAUCUACAGCAUCUUCCAGCUGGUGGUGGCAGUCAUAUCUGUGGGAGCCUACCAGAUGUAUAAAAAGAGAUGUGGCGGUGGUUCAGCUGAUGCAGACAGUGAGGCUCCAUCCCUGGAAGCUGGCGACAGUGACUCAGCAAAAAAGAACGGACACGCUGUGGACAACAGUGCCUUUGAGUUUGAUAACGAUGGCCACAGCGGAGAGAAGGACGUCAAAAAGAUCACCCAGCUGUGAGAUCACAGACCUGCAAAUCACAGACUCUGGACUGAUCAGUAUGUCAGCACUACUGCAGACAGCAGCCGAACACACACACUGUGAACACACACUGCACUCUGCAGGCCGGAGCUGUACACCACAGCGCCUGUUCCAAAACAUUUUGCAAGAACCGGGAAGCCCAAGUGUCUUCCCUAGUGUGGCCCACAAUUAACUUCAAGGGGGAGCAAUGACUGAUACACUGUAUUAUAUUGUGUUGAAUUGCAUUGUAUGAAUAUACAAGACCCUCCUUUGACUUAAUUUAUUCAUAUAUUAUCUAUAUUUCUGUCAGAAAGCCUGUUGUGUCUUUACAUGUCUGAUUCAAACUUGGGGCUGGGUAUCAUUCGGGAAAAUUCCGAUACCUAAUUCUGUCCUGGGUUUUAACUUAAUAAUCCAAAGUUAAAAAAGACUUAAAGGUCAUAAAAAUCCAUUUAGAUUUAGCAAUUUGAUGAUGCAUCCACCUUAAUUACUAAAAAGUAUCGGUAUCGUAUCGGCGAUACUGGCCCUGUAUUUACUUGGUAUUGGAUCGAUACCAAAUAUUGCAGUAUUGCACACCACCACUAAGCGGGCAUAUGGUAACUUAAGAAGUAAUAUGACCUUGUGUGCUCUGAGGAAUUUGGCAUGCAGUUAACACACCAGUCCUAAUUUAACUCCUGGUGUUCUUCACCACUGUUUUGGAAGAAGGCAAAAUAUGGCUAUUAAAGUUAUUUAUUUAAAAUUUUUCUUUAAAAGUGGAUAGAGACUUUAAAGUAGUACACAACUUCUUUAAAGUGUUAAAUGAAUCAUCAUUCAUGUAACAUUCAUCAUUUAUCUGGUAAGGCUCAGAGCUGUGUCACAUGAGAGACGAUGUUUCGCAGUCAUGAAAGCCACUAACAGAGCAUAAUGCUUCUAUGUUUAAAAGAAAAGGUUAUUCUGAUGUAGCAGAUGAAAUCAGUGGUUACUACGGACCACCUUUGGCCCUUGGGCCCAGAUGCAAACUUCUGCUCUGUGUUCUCUGCUCAUUCAGUUCCUUUCACUUCUUCUAUGCCUCUUUUAGACUACAGUAGUCAAUACAUAGAGUGGGAGGGUGGGAUCGGGCGCAGGUGAUUCUUGGCUUUUUGAAAUGCAUGAGCUUGUGGUUUUACAUGUCCGUCCAAACUGAAGAAACAGGGAUAGACAGUAUAUCCCAGUAUAUUUAUGAAACAUAUUCACAGCUAAUAUGUUAGUCCUCUGUAUUGUGCAAAUGUAAAAAAAUCACAAAAUUAAAGAUUUCAUGGAUAUAUUGUAUGUACAUCAACAAAAUAUUUUACAAAACUCUUUGCUUUCCUAUUUACCAGUAUGUGUAAGUCAAGAAACGUGCCUUCUGAAAUGAUGUUUUUAUCAAAACACUUUUACAUUGUUGUUGUCUAUUUUGUUGUAAUGAUUCAUGUUUUUAUGUAAAUAUGUGAACUAUUCAGCUCAAUAAACUUAUUCAUAUUUGUUAACUUA